CUGAUGACGUCACCAGGGUGCGACUGUGAGCCUAGCAGCUCGCGCCACCAUGAAGGAGACGCCGCUGUCGAACUGCGAGAAGCGCUUCUUGCUGCGCGCCAUCGAGGAGAAGAAGCGCCUGGACGGGCGGCAGAGCUACGACUACCGCAAUGUGCGCGUCUCUUUCGGCGCCGACUAUGGCUGCUGCGUCGUGGAGCUGGGGAAGACCAGGGUCCUUGGACAAGUCUCAUGUGAACUUGUUGCCCCAAAGCCAAACCGAGCUACAGAAGGUAUACUUUUCUUUAAUCUUGAGCUCUCUCCAAUGGCUUCACCAGCUUUUGAGCCUGGCAGGCAGUCUGAAUUGCUGGUGAAGCUGAAUAGGCUAUUAGAAAGAUGCCUAAGAAACUCAAAGUGCAUAGAUACUGAAUCUCUUUGUGUUGUUGCUGGUGAAAAGGUGUGGCAGAUUCGUGUGGACCUGCAUUUGUUGAAUCAUGAUGGAAACAUUAUUGAUACUGCAAGUAUAGCAGCAAUAGUGGCCUUGUGUCACUUCCGUAGGCCAGAUGUAUCUGUGCAAGGAGAGGAGAUUACUGUGUAUACCCCUGAGGAACGUGAUCCUGUCCCCUUGAGUAUCCAUCACAUGCCUAUCUGUGUCAGCUUUGCCUUCUUCAAACAAGGGACCUAUUUAUUGGUGGACCCCAGUGAACGCGAAGAACGUGUAAUGGAUGGUCUCCUAGUAAUAGCUAUGAAUAAACAUCGUGAGAUUUGUACUAUCCAGUCCAGUGGAGGGAUAAUGCUGUUAAAAGAUCAGGUUCUGAGAUGCAGUAAAAUAACUGGUGUUAAAGUUGUGGAGAUCACGGAACUCAUUCAGAAGGCCUUGGAGAAUGACCGGAAAGUUAGGAAGGAAGGUGGAAAGUUUGGCUUUGCAGAAUCUAUACCAAAUCAAAAGAUUACUGCAUUCAAAAUGGAACGAGCUCCUGUGGAUGCUAAUGAUGUGGAAGAGCAAGCUGAAGAAAUCAUCACGAAGGCUGAUCCUCCUUUGGAUGUUUUUGCCGAACCAAUAUUGUGGACCCCUGGAACAGCCCAAAUUGGAGAACGGGUAGAGAACUCCUGGGGGGAACUUGAAGAAUCUGAGAGAGGGGAAGAGGAAGAUGAUGACAAUGAUCCUGACACUUUGGAGGAUCCAAAAAUGGAAAUGGAAGAUGUAAGCAUUGUGAGCAAGACUAAGAAAGAUGACACUGUUGUGCUAUCUGACAGCGAAGAGGAAGAAGUUGUCAUUCUAAAACCAGAAAAAGUACUAAAGAAAACCAGAAAACCUACCAACUCCAAACAAGAAAAUUCAAGUAAAAAAGCCAGUAACAAAAAGAGAAAAAAGAAGAGAGUUUCUCAUUAAAAUCACGUUCCAUUUUAAGCCUUGUAUAAAUCUUUAAUUUGUAUACUAAGAUACUGAACAUAUUUUUGUAGGUCAAUUUCUCCCCCACUUCCAAAUUAUCUUUGUUUUUUUGUAUAUAAUGUUGUACAUUGCCUUCCAAUAAAAGGAAAACUCAGUAUUUAAGUGAAAUA
Molecule: messenger RNA, 1539 nt
Organism: Gavialis gangeticus (Gharial)
Lineage: Eukaryota; Metazoa; Chordata; Crocodylia; Gavialidae
Gene: EXOSC9
Product: exosome component 9
Exons: 12
Coding region: 50-1369 (439 amino acids)
Biological process (GO): nuclear mRNA surveillance; U5 snRNA 3'-end processing; U4 snRNA 3'-end processing
Cellular component (GO): cytoplasmic exosome (RNase complex); nuclear exosome (RNase complex)
Source: RefSeq, a predicted model, not a curated record